CGGCUGGCAACGUUACUGUGACUCCUCUGGUGGGCGAGAAGCAAGAGAAUGUGGACGGCGGUGACCACUUAACACCAGACAUGGAACCAACUCAUAGUUUGAAGAGAAGUCCUCAAGGAGAAGAGGAGAGAGAAAGUCCUUGGUUUUCUAUAUUGAAGUGUGCCAAGUGUCACGAUUGGUACCCGACCUUGUGCCACAGGCCCACGAUCGGUGACUGGCACUGCCCGUCCUGCCAGCGGAAGCUCAACGAGGUGGUCGAACACGGUGCAUCCCAGCAGCCCAUGGAGCAGACGUUCAACAGAGACUGGGACAUGGAACCAACUCCAAAUCAAAGUUUGGAGAGAAGUCCUCAAGGAGAAGGAGAGCAUGGAGCAAGUCCUUGGUUUUCUAUACGGGAGUGUGCCAAGUGUCACUUAGGGUACCCGAGCUUGUGCAAGAGUCGUGCGGCCACCGAGCUGUCAGUCGUUAGCUCGCACUGCCCGCCCUGCCGGUUUAGGCCCAACGAGAUAGUCGCGCCCGAUGCAACCCAGCAGCCCAUGAAUCAGACUCAAAGUUUGAAGAGAAGUCCUCAAGGACAAGGGGAGCAUGGAGCUGGUCCUUGUUUUUCUGGCUCCAAUGAUUUUAAUGAAAUUUAG
This is a messenger RNA of Leptidea sinapis, 635 nucleotides long. RefSeq lists its product as uncharacterized. NCBI's taxonomy places the organism in Eukaryota, Metazoa, Arthropoda, Insecta, Lepidoptera, Pieridae. The transcript is spliced from 6 exons. Bases 81 to 635 code for a protein of 184 amino acids. The record is from RefSeq and is a predicted model, not a curated record.